GCCUGUCAGUCCGUCCUGAGGGUUGAAUUAGUUUACGAUCAAUUUUUGACAACUCAUUUAAAAUAGUCUUGUUUUCUCCGGACGGUGAUAUAACCUUAAUAUAUAACCUAAUGUGUUGUUAUGAUUGUAGAAACUUUUCUUCUGUUUGUUACGUUGCUUAUAAGAAUAUGAAACCUAAUGUCGUUUUACGUAGCGUCGACUAAAAUGAAAGGAGAAGUGAAAGUUAAAGUUUGAACGGAAAUCAUCAGGAAAUCUACGAGUAAAAGUGUUCUUGUCCUGCAUCUUUUGGGCUCUGCAAGAUGGCAUCAUUGGCUGAGAACCUGUAUUUCAUUAUCACAGAAAAGGAUAAACUGUUGCCCCUCAUCAGUCCAGGCCGCUUGUGCUACAUCACUAAAUUUAAGUAUGAAUCAGAACACAAGAAAUACGACCCUGUCAAAAAGUUGCCAGUGGUCUUUCUACCAUCGCACACACUGCUAUCUUUUGAAAUGGAUGUUAGCUGCAUGGAACAGCUGAGCGAGGAGCACGCCAUGCUGCUCUUGGCUGUGGAUAAGGACUCUGAGAGGCUGAAGUGGUUCCGAACAAACGGGGCCCUCCAAACGGCAGCAGGUCUCACUGUGGGUACCGUGGUCUCUGUGGAGGAAGGAGGUGAGACUCUCAGAGGAACCAUCCGCUACAUUGGGAAAUUGGCAAAGUCAGGAUAUCCAUCUUCUUCAUCAGGGACAUAUUUUGGGAUUGAACUGAUGGGAGCAGACAGUGGGAAGGGUAACACUGAUGGAUGCUACCACGCACAAUUCCUCUUCUCCUGUAAGAAAAAUGGUGGACUUGUUGUCCCAUUCUUCAAAAUCAGGCCUGUGGUUCCGAGCUCCUUGACAUCCUCAGUUCCUCAUUCCCCAACACAGCCAGAGCAGGACCCAAUCAACAUCGGGGACCGAGUCACUUACAUCAGCGGCCAGUGCUGUGGCCGUGGGAUGGUGCUGGAUGUUCAGGAACGGGACAGUUGUGUCUUCUUUCGGAUCUCCACAGACACAGAUGAGAACGGGAAGACAGGUGGUGAAGUUGAACUUGCAUCAGACUUUGUCUUUAAGGGCGAGAUUCCUGAAGAGUCUCAGAAUAUGGACGUUGACGCUCCACCAGUGGACCCAGACAUGGACACUGACUGCUUGUGUCUGGGUGUGAACUCUUUGGUCGAAGUGACUUUGGGUAAAGGUAAUUCAUACGGGACCAUUCGUUGGAUUGGCAUGCUGCCUGACCGAGAGGAAGUCAUGGCUGGACUGGAGCUGGAUGAUGACAAUGGAGUGAGUGAUGGUACCUUUAAGAACGAACGGUUCUUCUCCUGUCCUCCAAAGAGGGCGCUAUUCGUGAAACUAAGGUCCUGCCGUCCGGAUUCCCGCUUUCACAGUAUGCCAGCCAAUCACAGCGAGAUGAUGCCAAACCAUAAAGAAACAGAGAAUCUGGAGCCAGUUCCUCCUGUCGGCUCUGAGCAGGUUCGUCAGAUGCUGAUUGGACGAAUGAAGGGGAUCCAAGGUCAUUGUAACUCCUGCUACAUGGAUGCUGCCCUCUUCAGUUUGUUCGCCUGCUCCUCCGUGCUGGACUCCAUGCUGUUUAAAGCAACAGACCCUGGAGAUGCCCCCAUUCAAAAGAUGCUGCUGCACAACAUAGUCAACCCCUUACGCAGUCAGGGCUUUGUUGAAGGCCGGCACAUCAUGAAGCUCCGGCAGCAGCUGCAGAACCAAGGCUACAGCCGCUCCUUCACCACGGAGGAGAAGGAUCCGGAAGAGUUUCUCAUUGUCAUCAUGCACCACAUUCUCAACCUGGAGCCUCUCCUCAAACUCUCAGCAGGUGGUAAAGUGCAGGAGAGUUACUGCUAUCAGAUCUUCCUGGACCAGAGCCACAGCCUGAUGCUGCCCACGGUGCAGCAGCUUCUGGAACAUUCCUUCCACAGUGCAGGACUCAAGCUGGCAGAGGUGCCUUCCUGCUUCAUCCUCCAGAUGCCUCGUUUUGGGAAGAAAUUCAAGAUGUUUGACAAAAUCAUUCCGUCUCUGGAACUGGACAUAACCAAUCUCCUCUCUGAGGGGCCUCAACAGUGCAUACUGUGUGGAAAUGUGGCCCAGGAAGAGUGCAGUGACUGUUUUCAAGAUCCCGUUUUCAGCCGAAUAGGAUUCAAACUCUUCUGCAGGAAGUGUUCCGAUCAGGUGCACUCUCACCCACUGCGCCGCUCUCAUAAACCGGCUGCUCUCGUGAUUCCCAAAGGUUACAUGGGCCGCGGCAUCCCCCACGCCAUGACCCGGGACAAACUGGAGCUGUUUGCGGUGCUCUGCAUCGAGACCAGCCACUAUGUGUCCUUCAUCAAAUACGGCCCAGACAGUCAGGACUGGAUCUUCUUCGACAGCAUGGCCGACAGACAAGGAGAAAGCGACGGCUUCAAUAUUCCCGAGGUGCUGCAUUGUCCGGAGGUCGGAAAGUACCUGAGUAUGUCCCCUGCGGAUCUCUCCAGUCUGGUGCCACGAGACAUGAAAGGUGUGGCAAAGCGUCUGUUCUGUGACGCCUACAUGUAUCUGUACCAGAACACCAGCAUGUGUCUGUAUUGCUGAGGGGACUGUCACCACCACGCGCUCAUGAUCGCACAAUUCGACUGAAAGGAAAAACAAUAAAUGUGUAAACUCAAGAAUGCACCAUGUGGAGGGGAUGUUCUCAGGUUUGGAUCAUUUGUAGCCUCAAUUUUGUCAUAUCUUAAAAGGAAACGUACAAGCUAACUUUGAAGCGUGAGGCUCUGUGAUGUACUUAGAAGGAAAGUUGACAGUCAUCAGUUACAGUUUGAGACAAAGUGUUUUGCACACAUCUUUUAAGACUUCAUAGUCUGGUUCUUCCUCUUGGUGUUUGGUAAUCCUCUUUAAAGUUACAUUUUGUAAUUUAAUGUUAUACUUUGUUGUGCAAACAUAAAUGCCUUAAAGUCACCAAAGGAUGGUAUUGAUAAUACCGUAGCAAAAUAUAGAAGAAAUUCUUUUCUAUAAAAAAAAUAAAUAAAUAAAAAUCUUCAUCACCAUUCUACCUUAAUACUUCCUGGUUAAUUAUAGUUCAGGGUGAUUAAUGAUCACUUAGUUUGAUAUUCUAGAGGAAUUUUAGUUGUUGGGAUUUUUGCUUCUUUUUUUAAAAAUUUGUAAGUAGGGUGAAUGUGGGAUAUAUAUGAGAUUACAAUUUAAUUUCUGAAAAAUUGUACGCUGGAUUUUUUUUGUAUGAAAAAUGCAUUUUUCUAUAUAAUAUUUUUGAUUCUGGAAUAUCUGUAUUGUCUGGAUACACGUUUCACAUAAUUCUGCAAAAUUGCACUUCAUUGGUAAAGUUACUAUGUAGUUAAAUUUCUGACUUUUUCCAGUU
Messenger RNA from Thalassophryne amazonica, 3372 nucleotides. It is a transcript of the gene cyldl, whose product is annotated as cylindromatosis (turban tumor syndrome), like. Gene Ontology annotation, molecular function: cysteine-type deubiquitinase activity; K63-linked deubiquitinase activity. Bases 300 to 2591 code for a protein of 763 amino acids. Gene Ontology annotation, cellular component: cytosol. The transcript is spliced from 16 exons. The record is from RefSeq and is a predicted model, not a curated record. NCBI's taxonomy places the organism in Eukaryota, Metazoa, Chordata, Actinopteri, Batrachoidiformes, Batrachoididae. Gene Ontology annotation, biological process: protein K63-linked deubiquitination.